CUACCAGCUGAGGAGAGUCAAACAGCCAAAAAUGAGUACAGCAAAAAAAGCAAAAGCAGAUAGUGGAAGAUCAUUCCAAGAGGCCUGGACAGAGUCAUUUGGAGUGAUUGAACGCGAUGGGAAAGCGUUAUGUAUUCUGUGUUAUGAAAGUGUUGUGUGUCGCACGUCAAGUGUCAGACGGCACUUUGAAACCAACCACAAAAGUAUUGUCAAGCUUAGUGAAACUGAAAGAAAAGAGUUUCUUAAAAGCAGUUUUCAAAUGUCACUGUGCAUAGCAAAACGUGGUAAGUUCCUCUCUGAUGGGGAUAUUAUCAAAACGGCCAUGUUGUCUGGGAGUAAUUCUCUUUUUCAUGAUUUCCCAAACAAGGAUAAAAUUAUUCAACGUAUCUCUGAGAUGCCACUUAGCAGGAAUACUGUUGAAGAUCGAGUCCAGCGCAUGGCAAGUGAUGUUAAUCAGCAGCUCACCACAGACUUACAAAAGGCAGCCUGUUACUCUAUGUUUUUGGAUGAAAGCACAGAUAUAAAUAAUCAAGCAAGGCUAGCAAUAAUUUUGCGUUAUGCUGUUGGUGACAUCAUGAGAGAAGAGCUGGUGAAACUGGUGUCUUUGCCUGAAAGAACACAAGGGAUAGAUAUUUACAAUGCUGUGAUGGAGGCUUUUUUGUCACAAGACAUAAGACCAGAAAAAGUGGUUUCAAUUACUAGUGAUGGGGCACCUUCUAUGGUGGAGACAACAUCUGGUUUCAUACAGUUGUUUGUUAAAGAAACAAAACAUCAAGUUAUUCAGUUCCAUUCUAUUAUACAUCAAGAAGCUCUCUGUGCCAGGGAAAGCUGUAAAAAAUUUAACGAUGUUCUCAAAGACGUCACAAUAGUGGUGAAUUACAUGAUGGCUCAUGCUCUGAAUUUUCCACAGUUUCAAGCACUUCUUGAGGAGGUUCAGGCACAGUAUAAUUGUUUACUUAUGUACAAUAAUGUCCGGUGGCUGAGCAGAGGACGAGUCCUGGAGAGAUUUGUAGCCUGCUUGGAGCAAAUUAGGUUGUUUAUGAAUGAAAAAGGGCAGGAAUAUCCACAGCUCACUGAUAUUGCCUGGCUUACCAACCUCAUGUUUUUUACAGAUUUUACACUACACUUCAGUGUACUGAACAAACAACUACAAAGUGUAGGGAAAACAGCAGAAAGGAUGUUUUGUGAUAUCAAAGCAUUUGAGGAAAAACUGCAAGUUUUUGAAAGAGACCUUGAAAGUGGGCAGCUGAAAUUUUUUCCAAAUCUAAAAAUGCAUUUAGAAAAUUCUACAUUUGCAGAGAAUCCUACAAGCCAUCAGGAAAUCUACAAGGAAUUUUCUAGCAUUGUAGCAGCUGCAAAGGUGAACUUGAGUAACAGAUUUUUACAGUUCCGUAAGAUGGGGACAACCCUGUGUUUUCUUACUUCUCCAGAUAAAGUCGAAUUUAAAGAACUUGAUCUUUCCUGCUUACACUGGUUAGAUUUAGAAAAUCUGGAAAUGGAGCUAUUGGAAUUUCAAGAAAACACUAUAUGGACAAAUAAAUUCUGUAACCUGCGUGAAACACUUGAGAAGAUAGAAGGGAUGACAAAGGGCAGCAGAGUUUGUUCUGAAAAUGAAAUCCUUAAAGUGUGGAAUUUUCUGCCAAAUUGUUUUAAGUCAAUGAAAGCACUUGGGAUUGCUUUCCUUACUUUGUUUGGAUCAACUUAUGCUUGUGAGCAGGUGUUUUCAGUUUUGAAUAAUGUCAAAUCUGACAGCAGAAACAGACUAACAGAUGACCUGAGUGCUGCAUGUGUUUCUCUCCAACUUACAAAGUAUGAGCCAAGGUUAGACAAAUUAUCGGCAUGCAUACGACAGCAAACAUCACAUUAA
Messenger RNA from Ahaetulla prasina, 1867 nucleotides. Its product is annotated as general transcription factor II-I repeat domain-containing protein 2A-like. NCBI's taxonomy places the organism in Eukaryota, Metazoa, Chordata, Lepidosauria, Squamata, Colubridae. Gene Ontology annotation, molecular function: protein dimerization activity. The record is from RefSeq and is a predicted model, not a curated record. Bases 32 to 1867 code for a protein of 611 amino acids. The transcript is spliced from 2 exons.